Messenger RNA from Trypanosoma brucei brucei TREU927, 2334 nucleotides. Its product is annotated as DNA repair helicase and transcription factor protein, putative. Gene Ontology annotation, biological process: transcription initiation at RNA polymerase II promoter; nucleotide-excision repair. Gene Ontology annotation, cellular component: transcription preinitiation complex; transcription factor TFIIH holo complex; nucleotide-excision repair factor 3 complex. Lineage: Eukaryota; Euglenozoa; Kinetoplastea; Trypanosomatida; Trypanosomatidae. Gene Ontology annotation, molecular function: ATP binding; 3'-5' DNA helicase activity; DNA binding. The transcript has a single exon. The coding region runs from base 1 to 2334 and encodes 777 amino acids. The record is from RefSeq and is a predicted model, not a curated record.
AUGCAGUGCCUGUUCUUGGAGGAGAGAAUCAAGAAGGAAGGUUGUGUUGUGUUGUUUGCCGAGGCAUUCCGACCUUCGUUCGCUAACAUUCAGGGGUUUCUCACAACUAUCGCAGAGCCCGUUUCACGACUUUCUCUGAUGCACGAAUACCGUAUGACAUACUUUUCACUGGGCGCGGCUGCCUCCGCCAGCAUAUCGGUGUCAGAAGUAAUUCAGUUCUUGGACGACCACGUUUACUUUUUUCGCGAUAAAUGUUUUGCUUCCUACCGAGAGAGUGUUUGUGCCUUUGCUGAGAUGUAUAUGAGUCGGUGUAACUUGGCACGUGUAGUCAUAGAUGAGUCGCGAACGUUGCUGGAAUGUAAGGAUAUUGUAACGGCAAAAACAUUGUUAAAGGACCGAGUCGUGCGAUCCCUCUGUUGCCAACCCAAGGAAACCGUUGGUGAGGAUGCGUGCCCCCAUUUCCUUCUUAAGAGUCGCGCCGCGGCGAGGGUGGUGGCCGAGCGCUGCGUUCUGCUUGGCUACCCGCUACAACAACAAUACGAGUAUGAGAAGGAUACAAGCAUUCGUAACGUUAACAUUGCGUUGAAGUCUCAAACUAGGCCUCGCCCAUACCAGAUCGCUGCUGUUGACGCCGCGGCGAGCGAUGGUGCUUUGCGCAGUGGUUGUAUAGUUCUUCCCUGUGGAUCUGGUAAGACACUUGUCGGUAUCAUGCUCCUUUGUAAGGUAAAGAAACCAACACUCAUACUUUGCGCAGGGGGCGUGAGUGUUGAGCAGUGGAGAAACCAGAUUUUAGAGUUCGCAAGCGUUUGUGCCCCCGCAAACAAUGAAGAGGGCGAUCCGUCGAAUAGUACCACUGGCGAGAAGGUGCGGACAGCAGCAGUUGGGGCUGCACGCAUCUCAUGUCUGACCGGAAAGCAGAAGGAUGAGAUCACGGAUGAGACGGAUAUUGUGCUGACGACGUACAGUAUGCUGGUGACUGCGCAUAAGGCCCAGGCGCGCUGCCAAGUGGAGGGCUUCGAAAUGAACGCUGAUGGACGGGGAAGAAACCCCCGGAGGGCCAAUCCUAAGGAGCGGCUGUUCCAACCGUACGGUCUUCUUAUCAUGGAUGAAGUGCACAUGAUGCCUGCGGAUGCGUACAAGGAUAGCUUGGGUUUCAUCAACGCUAAAGGCGUUGUGGGGCUGACGGCAACGUAUGUGCGGGAGGAUUCCAAAAUACGUGACCUUUUUCAUUUGGUAGGACCAAAGUUGUUUGACAUUUCGUGGGAAAGACUGGCGAGUAGUGGUUAUUUAGCUCACGUGACCUGCAUCGAGGUGCUGACGCCGCUGGCGCGCCGCUUCAGUCUUGAGUACCUUGAGCGCAGCAGCGAGCUUACAUCGCCACAACACGGUACACCGCUUCUCGUGAUGCUUGCGGCUGCUAACCCCAACAAGAUGCUGUGCGUUAUGGAGAUCGUCAAGAGACAUGUCGCCGAGUCCUCGAAGAUUCUCGUUUUCUGUGACCACAUCAUGCUACUGAAGGAAUACAGCAAGCUUCUCGGUGCACCUGUGGUUUGCGGGGAUACGCCUCAUCGGGAGCGCCUGAUGAUAUUCUCUGACUUUCAGAGUACCUCGAAGGUAAACGUUGUUUGCCUGUCGCGUGUAGGAGAUGUUAGUGUAAACCUUCCAAGCGCGAAUGUUGUGGUGCAGGUAUCCAGUCACGGUGGAAGCAGACGGCAAGAGGCACAGCGCCUCGGGAGGAUUCUGCGCCCCAAAGAAAAAGCGAGCAAUGGCAAACCCACCGACGCUUGGUUUUACACUGUGAUCAGCACAGACACCGUUGAGAUGUCGUACGCAGCACACCGAACUGCAUUCCUCGUGGAUCAGGGCUACACGUGUAGUGUCACGGAGUUUAACCCUGACGGCGCUCCGGAGGCUGCUGUGGAGGGGGUAGAUGACACGGCACCGGGUGAUGUUGUUAGUAUUCGUCAGGCGAAACUCCGUGGCACCUUCAAGAAACAAGAACUAAAAUGCAGUGUUGCUUCACCCACUGCACAGGGAUCUGUCAAUCCACGUAGUCUGGACUACCAGGAGAAGCUUCUUUGCCGUGUGGUUGCGAGUUGGGAGUUGGAUUACCAAAAUGCAACGUCACAGCAGAAUGAGCCAGGUGUGGCAAAUGACACAGCAACUGGUUUGAUAGACAAGAAAAUGAAGAGGGCGAGAGACGAAACCGCUGAGGAUAUCAAGCGCGAGUGGAACUCGGGCGCUCAGACGACGCAACCACGUGGGGACUUUUGUCGCUUGCCGCUGCAAAGGUUAGUAGGCGCUAACGAUGACGUUGUCUAUCAUGAGAGUUAG